CCACCAUCAUCUUUGACCCGUCCCGUCUCCACAAACACUUGUCUCUUUCUUUGCUCACCCCUCCAUGGAUUUGGAUCCCCACACCAAUUAGUACUACUCACCACUCCUACUCCUACUCCUCCAGCCAGCCCCCACCUCCAUCCACUUCCGCUGCCAUUGCCCCACGCCCCGGCAGCCGGCUGGACAAUAUCCCGCCGCCGCCGCCGCCGCAACCGCCAUGACGGCCGCCUCCUCCCGGUCCUCCUAGCAACGCAAAGGUUAGGCAGUUGGGAAUUGCUUGGUCAGUCCUCAACUGGGUACUGACUGGGCAGCUGGACUGUACAUCUGUCUGUUUGCUGAUCAACUCUCCAGUUCAUGUCUUCUGAAUCUGCUCCCAAAAGCAUGCCCGAGCAAGCGGCGAAGCCCAAGGAGAUGGGGGAAGAUGGCAGGCAACGGUCUGCUGCUGCUGAGGAGAUUUCGGUGGAGCCGCACGAGCAGCUGGAAUCUCCAGCUUCUGUGUUGGAGAAGGAUACCUCAGGCCUCUCCUCGGAUUCCGGGGAUGUGCCACUAGCCCCGGACGGAGAUUCUGGGGAGCUAAAGGAGAAGAAAGACUCGGAUUCUAAUGAGAAUCCGGAAAAGAAGUCAUCGCAAAAGAGUAGCAUGAGUGAUAGCUUUGCUUCUGCUAAAGUGAGUGAUGGGACAAAUAGUUUGGGUAAGACCAGUGGUAGUGCCAAGACGAGUGGACGGGAUUUCACCGAGAGUGGCAAGAGCAGCAUGUGCCGUGUGAGUGCCAGCAGCGACCUGAGUGACGAGAGCUCCUGCAGCAGCAUGAGCAGUGCCACCACUAAGCCGCACAAAGGGAAUGAUUCGAGGUGGGAGGCCAUCCAAGUGGUCAAAUCCAGGGAAGGUGUUCUUGGUCUCAACCAGUUUAGGCUGCUCAAGAAGCUGGGCUCUGGUGAUAUUGGCAGUGUGUACCUCUCUGAACUGAGUGGAACAAAGAGCCACUUUGCGAUGAAGGUGAUGGACAAAACAUCUCUGGCUAGUCGGAAGAAGCUGCUCCGGGCGCAGACUGAGCGGGAGAUACUGCAGUCCCUGGAUCAUCCAUUUCUACCAACCCUAUAUACUCAUUUUGAGACGGACAAGUUCUCGUGUCUGGUGAUGGAGUUUUGCCCUGGAGGCGACUUGCACACCCUUCGACAAAGGCAGGCUGGAAAACAUUUUUCAGAGCAAGCAGCAAAGUUCUAUGUUGCAGAGGUGCUCCUUGCAUUGGAGUACCUGCAUAUGCUUGGGAUUAUUUACCGUGAUCUGAAGCCUGAAAAUGUCCUGGUUCGGGAGGAUGGCCACAUCAUGCUGACAGAUUUUGACCUCUCUCUUCGUUGUUCAACGAGCCCAACCGUGAUCAGGGGAGCAAACCCUGCCCUGGAUGCUCUGCAGAGGAACAAUGCAGCAUACUGUGUGCAGCCUGCUUGCAUUCAGCCAUCGUGUGUUGUUCCAACCACAUGCUUUGGUCCUCGAUUCUUCUCCAAGUCCAAGUCCAAGUCUAAAUCCAAGAAGGAGAAAUCAAAGCCUGAAGUCGCAAACCAAGUGAACCUAUUCCCUGAGAUGAUCGCUGAGCCAACUGAUGCCCGGUCCAUGUCCUUUGUGGGCACCCACGAGUACUUGGCCCCAGAGAUAGUGAAAGGAGAAGGCCAUGGCAGCGCGGUGGAUUGGUGGACCUUUGGCAUAUUCUUGUAUGAGCUACUCUUUGGCAAGACCCCUUUCAAGGGUUCAGGCAACCGGGCUACGCUUUUCAACGUUGUCGGUCAGCCCUUGCGGUUCCCAGAGUCCCCGCUAGUGAGCUUCUCAGCAAGGGACAUGAUAAGGGGACUACUGGUCAAGGACCCGCAGCACCGGCUCGGGCACAAGCGUGGAGCUACAGAGAUAAAGCAACACCCCUUCUUCGAGGGUGUGAACUGGGCUCUCAUAAGAUGCGCGAGCCCUCCGGACAUACCGAAGCCUGUAGAGCUGGACUGCCGCCCGAAGCAAGCCCCAUCAGCCAAUGGAAAGGUCGCACCGGCUUCUAACCAGAAGGGCUCAGAUAACUACCUAGAGUUUGAGUUCUUCUAGGCCUUUUUCGUGGCACAUGGAAUCGGACGCAGCGCAUUUGAGCUGGCUGGCGCGGCGCAGAAAGAGAAGAAAGAUGUAGAGCUCCUCUUGGCUGGGAAGGUACACUCGUUUGUUGUAGAUUGUAAGAGCUCGUUUCUGGAGCCCCUGCCCUGCCCCAAGUUUCUUUUUUCUUCCAUUGAACUUGUUAGCUCUAGUCAAAUACUCUCUUAUGCAUGUUAAUUGCGAUUUUUCGGAAAACCGCGUAUGGUACUCUUUGAAGGAUUUGAUGAGUACUUGUUCAAGCUGUCAAUGUAACCGCUAUUUGUACCUUGUAACUGAUGUUUCUUCUUCA
Molecule: messenger RNA, 2416 nt
Organism: Lolium rigidum
Lineage: Eukaryota; Viridiplantae; Streptophyta; Magnoliopsida; Poales; Poaceae
Product: serine/threonine-protein kinase D6PK-like
Exons: 3
Coding region: 355-2085 (576 amino acids)
Biological process (GO): protein phosphorylation
Cellular component (GO): cytoplasm; plasma membrane; nucleus
Molecular function (GO): protein serine/threonine kinase activity; ATP binding
Source: RefSeq, a predicted model, not a curated record